Messenger RNA from Lodderomyces orthopsilosis Co 90-125, 1098 nucleotides. RefSeq lists its product as uncharacterized. The coding region runs from base 1 to 1098 and encodes 365 amino acids. The record is from RefSeq and is a predicted model, not a curated record. NCBI's taxonomy places the organism in Eukaryota, Fungi, Ascomycota, Pichiomycetes, Serinales, Debaryomycetaceae. Gene Ontology annotation, molecular function: cysteine synthase activity; pyridoxal phosphate binding. The transcript has a single exon. Gene Ontology annotation, cellular component: cytoplasm.
AUGUUUUCAAGAAUAUCCAAGAGGUGCAUCUCAAUAUCUAUGAAUAAUGAGGUUAAAUUGCCAUUCAUUCCUUUGGUUAGUGAGACUGGGUUUCCAGGAGCAAUUGGAAAUACUCCAUUGUUGAGAUUACCUAGAAUAUCUGAUUCCGUUGGAAGAAACAUUUAUGCCAAGGCAGAAUUUAUGAACCCAGGAGGAUCAAUAAAAGAUAGGGCAGCACUUUAUGUGAUUAAAGAUGCAGAAGACAAGGGGUUGAUCAAGCCAGGUGGGACUGUUGUUGAAGGUACAGCAGGUAAUACUGGUAUAGGUUUGGCACAUGUUUGUCGUGCUAGGGGUUACAAUUGUGUCAUUUAUAUGCCAAAUACCCAAUCUAAGAAUAAAAUCGAGACUUUAAAGUUGUUAGGUGCUGAAGUUUAUCCUGUUCCUGCUGUGGCCUUCACGGAUCCCCAAAACUACAACCAUCAAGCCAAGAGACACGCUGAAAGUUUGGACAAUGCUGUUUGGACAAAUCAAUUCGACAACAUUGCCAACAGACAAGCCCAUAUUGAAACAACAGGACCGGAAAUUUGGGCUCAAUUGAAUGGAAAAGUUGAUGCAUUUACUUGUUCGACUGGUACCGGUGGUACUUUUGCAGGUGCAUCUAGAUACUUGAAAACAAUAAGUAAUGGCAAAACAAAGUGUAUUCUUGCUGAUCCACCAGGGUCAGUUCUCUACUCAUACAUCAAAUCCAAUGGAAAAGAAAUGGAAAGAGGAGGUUCCUCCUUCACUGAAGGUAUUGGUCAAGGUAGAGUUACUGAUAAUUUGAAGCCUGAUAUUGAAAUCAUUGAUGAUGCUGUAAAAAUCCCCGAUGAAGAUUCAAUUGCCAUGCUUUAUAGAUUAUUGGAUGAGGAAGGUUUGUAUUUGGGUGGUACUGGAGCCUUGAAUGUUGUUGCUGCUGUUGAAGUUGCUAAAACUUUACCUGAGGGUAGUAAUGUGGUGACAAUUUUGGCUGAUUCUGCACACAAAUAUAGUGACAGAAUCUUCUCAAAAACUUGGUUGAAAGAAAAAGGGUUAUAUGAUGCUAUCCCAGAUCAUUUGAAGAAGUAUGCUGUCUUAGAGUAG